AUGUCCUCUAUCAGUCAGGAAUUAUUUGGAAAAACAGCUAAUGGAAGAGAUGUAUCCAGAUUCAUACUUAGUAAUAACAAUGGUUUAACCAUUAAGAUAUUAGAUUAUGGUGGUAUCAUAACAGAUAUCUUACUACCAGAUAACAAUGGAAAAAGUAACGAUAUCUGUCUUGGUUUUGAUGACAUGGAAGGUUACUUGACAAGAAGCCCAUAUUUCGGAGCUUUGAUAGGACGGUACGCCAACAGAAUUGCUGGAGCUUCUUUUGAAUUGGAUGGAAAGACUUAUAAGCUUGCUGCUAAUAAUGGACCUAAUGCUUUACAUGGUGGCAUUGUGGGUUUUGACAAGGUGUUAUGGACAGCCACCAUUGAUAAUGAUAAACUGUUAUUAAAGUAUAUUAGUGCUGAUGGUGAAGAAGGAUAUCCAGGGGAGCUAACUGUUACAGUUAUCUAUGAACUAACAGCCGAUAAUGAACUGAAAUUAGAUUAUAAAGCCACUACAACUAAAGCUACACCAGUGAAUCUUACCAAUCAUACAUAUUUUAAUCUUGCUGGUCAUGAAUCUAAUAACCUGAACGAUCACGUAAUAACAAUACCUGGUCAUUCCUAUACGGUGUUAGACGAAAAUACAAUUCCAACAGGUGAAAUACGACCAGUUGACGGUACAUUAUUAGAUUUAAGACAGCCUGUAAGAUUAGGAGAUGUUCUUGAAAAAGUGAAUAAUGGUCUUGGAUUUGAUAAUAAUUUUCAUUUACCUUCGGUUGAAGGUAUGCAGUUCGGAGCAAGGAUAGAACACCCACCAAGUGGAAGAUAUAUAGAAUGUUAUACAACUGAACCUGGUAUGCAGUUUUAUACUUGUAAAAAUUUGAAAGACACUAAGGGCAAGAAUGGUGUGGUUUAUAAACGAUUUGGUGGUUUCUGUUUAGAAGCACAACACUAUCCUGACAGCCUUCAUCACGCAAAUUUUCCAAAUACAAUAUUACGUGAAGGGGAUACAUACAAGCAGAAAACUGUUUAUAAAUUUGGAGUGAAGAUGUAACACAACUAUAUGAUUUAUUAAUUGAAUACAGUCCAAAUAACAUGAAGACCAAACUUUCGUUCCGUUUGUUAUUAUAGCUUUUAUUUUUACUCCGACUCUCCAGUGAGGUUGAUUCACUGAGCUUCUUUAAAGGUAUACCAUCUCUAAGGAUGACCAAAAAAUUAAAAUAUUGAUACUAGGUUAAAAUGAUUCUUUGUUCAUCAAUGGACUAACCUGGUGUCAUAGAAUCCCUCUACAAUCCAAUAAAUAAAUAAAACUAAUUAAUGAUCCAUUAAAGUAAGUUUGAUAAUUUUAUGUCCAUUCUAAGACGCAGUAAUAUCCUUUUAAAUUCAACGACAUCCUUAACUGACAGCUUUUAAUAUCUAAUUCUGUCGAAAUACUUGAAAAUUUUUCUACCAAAAGGAUGCUUUUUUGAACUUACCUCACGAUUUGGGUCCUAUGUUUGCAGACUGUUUCAAGAAAUAUCAGUUUAUAAAUGUACAUGGUGAAGGGUAUAGUAUUGAUCACAAAGCUUAUAAUAGUUGAUCUGUCAUUUUUCAAAUUUUUAGAAUAUCAUACACUUGAAUAAACUACUAUUAUUAU
Lottia gigantea (owl limpet) is the source of this 1617-nucleotide messenger RNA. RefSeq lists its product as hypothetical. Gene Ontology annotation, biological process: beta-D-galactose catabolic process via UDP-galactose, Leloir pathway; glucose metabolic process. The record is from RefSeq and is a predicted model, not a curated record. The coding region runs from base 1 to 1035 and encodes 344 amino acids. NCBI's taxonomy places the organism in Eukaryota, Metazoa, Mollusca, Gastropoda, Lottiidae. Gene Ontology annotation, molecular function: carbohydrate binding; aldose 1-epimerase activity. The transcript is spliced from 7 exons.